Fusarium poae is the source of this 1545-nucleotide messenger RNA. It is a transcript of the gene FUS8, whose product is annotated as Cytochrome P450 monooxygenase fus8. The transcript is spliced from 3 exons. The coding region runs from base 1 to 1545 and encodes 514 amino acids. Lineage: Eukaryota; Fungi; Ascomycota; Sordariomycetes; Hypocreales; Nectriaceae. Gene Ontology annotation, molecular function: heme binding; monooxygenase activity; oxidoreductase activity, acting on paired donors, with incorporation or reduction of molecular oxygen. The record is from RefSeq and is a predicted model, not a curated record.
AUGUGGUCUAAACCACUGAACGAUCAUCUGGCCCAAGUGGGAAGUUCUUUACCUCCCGAGGUCUCUGAGACUUUGAGUCAAUUGACUUUGACUCAAGGCUUUGCCGCAUUCAUUGUCUUGUUCAUUAUAGUACCCAGAGUAUUUGAGCUUCUGCGAAACAUCUUUUCCCCUGUCAGCCGCAUUCCUGGACCUCUCAUCAACAAACUUAGCCCUUGGCCUCUGGAGAUUGCCACAUUCAAAGGCAAAAGUCAUCGUUUUGCUCGUGCUCUUCACCAAAAGUAUGGCCCAAUCGUUGUUCUCGCUCCCAACAUGAUCUCUGUUGGUGACGCCAGUGAGAUCAAACGCAUCAUCCAAAAUGAGGACUGGGUCAAAUCUGAAGCCAUCUAUGGCAACUUCAGACAAGACCCGCACCGUCCAACACUUUUGGCCUUUACCGAGAAGAAAGCCUACUCUCGACGCAAGCGUAUGCUAUCUUCCAUGUUUGGUAUCCGUUACAUUCGUAGCCUCGAACCUCUCAUGAAGUCGUGCGUUGAUGCUGGUGUUGCUCAUCUUGACAAACUCUGCGAUAACUCCAACAACAGCACCGUCAUCAAUCUCCAACACUUCAUUCAUGGUUUGGCUAUUGACACCAUCGGUGCUACUACCUUUGGUGGCAGCUUCAACGUCGUUGAGAACGGAAGCCAUCCUCUCCCGUCUCGUCUCAAGGCUGGAAUGAAGAUCUCAGCCGUGAUGCAGCUCAUCUCAUGGAUCAAGUACAUCCCUUUCCUCCCCAAGCGGGAUCCUUAUAUCGAGGAGUUCACAUUCAACAUUGUCGACAAGCGCCGCAAGGAGUCUGGAGACGUUAAGCAUCAAGACUUACUUCAGCAUCUUGUCGAUGUCAGCGAUGACUCUCCUGGCUCUGAGUUCCGCACCUCCGAUGUACAGGAUGAGAGCGUCAUUCUUUUGGCAGCUGGGAGCGAGACAACUGCCAACGCCGAACUCUUCACCAUCAUGCAGCUUCUCAAACACCCAAAGGUUAUGGAGAAGCUGGUUGAAGAAGUCGACAAAUGGUACCCUCCUAGCGAGCCUGACCGCGUGACCGAAUGUGCCUACUCUCAAGCCGGAAUGACCUACCUGCAAGCUUGUAUCGACGAGACCAUGCGUCUAAUUCCAGGCCAAGCCACGGGAAGCCCGCGCGACGCAUCCAAGCAGGAAACGGUGCUUGGAUACCGCAUCCCCAAGGGUACUACUGUGUUUCCUAACACCCAAGAGGCACACCUCAACCCUGAUAACUGGAAGAGCCCUGACAAGUUCAUUCCAGAGCGUUGGCUCGACAUUUACUCGCAGAAUCAGACAUCUUCAGUGCCUUACUGGCCAUUUUCAGCCGGUAGUCGUAUUUGUGUUGGCAAGCAUUUUGCUUUUCAGGAGAUGCACAUUUCUCUUACAACUCUUCUCCGCAAGUUCAGCUUUGAAUAUGUUCCAGGACAAGAUGAGACGACUGUUUUUCGCAUCGCGCAGCAGUUACAGGCAAAUUCUUAUGAUGUCAAGGUAAAGAAGAGAUUCUAG